CAGAUCGCCUUGGACUCGCACCCCAGUAUCGUCAGCCUGCACCACCAGAGACCCGGGCAAAACCCUUCCUCCAGAACUCCUCUGACCACCCUCAACACAGACAUCAGCAUCCUCUCGCUACAGGCGUCCGAGUUCCCCUCAGAGCUCAUGUCGAGCGACAGCAAAGCACUUUGUGGCUGA
Fulmarus glacialis (Northern fulmar) is the source of this 180-nucleotide messenger RNA. It is a transcript of the gene ID2, whose product is annotated as inhibitor of DNA binding 2, dominant negative helix-loop-helix protein. The record is from RefSeq and is a predicted model, not a curated record. The annotation marks the transcript as partial. Lineage: Eukaryota; Metazoa; Chordata; Aves; Procellariiformes; Procellariidae. The transcript has 2 exons.